Messenger RNA from Zophobas morio, 1698 nucleotides. RefSeq names its product putative aldehyde dehydrogenase family 7 member A1 homolog (gene Aldh7A1). Bases 60 to 1682 code for a protein of 540 amino acids. The record is from RefSeq and is a predicted model, not a curated record. Gene Ontology annotation, molecular function: aldehyde dehydrogenase (NAD+) activity. Lineage: Eukaryota; Metazoa; Arthropoda; Insecta; Coleoptera; Tenebrionidae. The transcript has 5 exons.
GUCGACUAUUGACCUACAGAUAAAGAGUUUUAUCACAGUAACCAACUCGGCAACAAGCGAUGCCACUCUUCGCCACAAAAUCGACACAAAUCCUCUCCUUGUGCAAGAAAGUUGCUAGUUUUCACAGAAUGUCCACCUCGACAGGCGAAUUUUUGAUCAACGACCCCAAAUACUCGUUCUUGAAGGACCUGGGGCUCAAGGCCACGAACCUCGGGGUGUACGACGGCAGCUGGAAAGGAUCCGGUGACUCAGUCCAGUCGAUUUGCCCCAGCAAUGGAAAAGUCAUCGCGGAGGUCAAACAAGGCACCGUUGAUGACUACCAGUCGUGUGUGAAAGCCUCUGAGGAAGCUUGGAGCGUCUGGGCUGAGCUUCCAGCCCCUAAAAGGGGCGAAAUCGUCCGACAAAUCGGGGAUGCCCUCAGGAACAAACUCCAACCCCUCGGGAAACUCGUGUCGGUCGAAAUGGGGAAGAUUCUUCCAGAAGGAGUCGGCGAGGUUCAAGAAUAUAUUGACAUUUGUGACUACGCCGUCGGUCUUUCCCGGACUCUAGCCGGUGCGAUUUACCCGUCGGAGCGCCCCGGCCACGUCCUCAUGGAAAAGUGGAACCCUCUGGGGGUCAUCGGAGUCAUUUCGGCCUUCAACUUCCCCAUAGCCGUGUACGGGUGGAACAGCGCCAUCGCCAUGGUCUGUGGAGACGCUGUCCUGUGGAAAGGCUCUGAAACCACCCCCUUGGUGUCGGUGGCCACCACCAAAAUCGUCUCCGAAGUGCUCGAAAGAAACCACCUCCCAGGAGCCAUCGCUACUCUCUGCUGCGGCGGCGCCGACGUCGGAAAAGCCAUGGCAGCCGACCCCAGAAUCAAACUCUUAAGCUUCACCGGAAGCUCCGCCGUGGGUCACAACGUAGGCGUGGAAGUCCAGAAACGUUUCGGCAAACAUCUUCUGGAACUGGGUGGAAACAACGCGCUGAUUGUGGCUGAAGACGCCGACGUGGACAUGGUGGUGCAGGCGACGGUGUUCGCGUGCGUGGGGACGGCGGGGCAGAGGUGCACCACCACCAGGAGACUAAUUCUGCACAAAUCCGUCCACGACGAAGUCCUCCAGCGCUUGAAAAAAGCCUACGAACAAGUCGUCCACCGAAUUGGAGACCCCUUAGACGACAAAACCCUAAUCGGCCCCCUCCACAGCCCCCUGUCUUUGCAAAACUACGAAAACACGAUCACCGAAAUCGUAAAACAAGGAGGACGGAUUGAGUUUGGGGGAAAAAAAAUCGCAAGGGAUGGCUUUUUCGUCCAACCCACUAUCGUGACGGGGCUUCCUCACGACAGCCCCCUUGUCCACAACGAGUGCUUCGCCCCCAUUGUCUACGUCCUGAAGACGGAGAGCGUCGACGAAGCUAUCGCUUGGAAUAACGAGGUGCCGCAAGGGUUGUCGUCGAGUAUUUUCACCCAGAGUAUUGGGAACAUCUUCAAGUGGAUUGGUCCCAAGGGCUCGGACUGCGGGAUUGUUAAUGUGAAUAUUCCGACGUCGGGGGCGGAGAUUGGGGGCGCGUUUGGAGGAGAGAAGCAUACGGGAGGGGGGAGGGAGUCGGGGAGUGAUGCGUGGAAGCAGUACAUGAGGAGGGCUACGAUUACGAUUAAUCAUUCGAAGGAGUUGCCGCUAGCGCAGGGGAUUAAGUUUGAAUAAAUGGUGCUAAAUAGUU